This is a messenger RNA of Thecamonas trahens ATCC 50062, 1425 nucleotides long. RefSeq lists its product as uncharacterized. The record is from RefSeq and is a predicted model, not a curated record. The transcript has 2 exons. Bases 1 to 1380 code for a protein of 459 amino acids. NCBI's taxonomy places the organism in Eukaryota, Apusomonadida, Apusomonadidae.
AUGCAUCCGGCACUGAGCCCCAUUGCAGAUGGAGGACGGCGGAGAGGGGCGUACGCCCUGGCCGGGCGGCCGAAGACCACGGCGUUGGUACCUUCUGUCGCCCGGCCGGACCUCUCCGCCCUGCGCUUCAAGGGCCAUCCGCUGAUGGUGGCGCCGACACGGACCAAGGGCGAGCACCCGACCAUUCCGGGCCUGUAUCACAUGGCGCUCAAGCGGAGCGUAGGCAAGGGCAAGUGGCGCACCGUCGUCACCGGCUGGUUCGGCCCGGCAGAGAUCGAGUCCAUCGCCGUCGCCCUCUCCCGGGCAGAGAUCUCCCUCGCCGACAUCGACACUGUCUGGCUCGCUUCCACCUCGUCGCCUGCUGCUGCUCCCUCGCCGCCCGCUUCAUCAGCCGCCGCAUUGUGUCCGCAGCCGCUGGCAGUGAUCGGUCCGGCUGGUCCGCCUCCACAGGCGGGGAGCUGGGCGCUUGUUCCGCCGGACACUACCGUUGUGUUCAACGGGUACCACAUGUUUAGCAAUCCUAUCCAUGCGGUUGUCGAUCGUGAGCGUGGCUUCCGCGCCCUCGACCCAGUCCCAGUCCUCUACUGGUACAUCAAGGCUGGGAACGUUCCCAUCGCCGACGGCUGGUUCGGCCCUGAUGAGCUGCUUCCGCGCGUGGCCGCCGCUUGCCAGGACGACAACGUCCACAGUAACGCCUUUGCUGCGCCCUUCAACGAACCGCUUCCCCUCGAGGAUCCGCGCCACGUCGAUGUCCGCAAGCGGCGGACGGAUCAAGUCCGCAUCCUGCCCGAGGCUUCCCGCGCGCCCGUUCCAGACUCGGUCGACUUUUCCCUCGACAACUACUGGCUCUACGGCCUGCCGCUGACUACCAGUCUCACCGUGGCCUCGGGCAUGCAUCCUGUUGUUCGCGAGGCAGCUUACGUGCAUGUUGUGUUGUCGCAGAUGGGCGGCCGCGCGCUGUGGUGUGGCUGGGCUACUCCGCAUGAGACCCGCUACGUGGCAUACUGCCUUGUACGCGACGCGGCUAUCGCGUACGCUGUUGAUGCCGGCUCGGCGCUCCACUCGCAGCUCGACGCUCAACUCAAGCUCCUCCCUGAUCCAGCCUCCCUUUCUUCGCUUGAUCUAGACGUACCAGGCGAUAUGUCGCUCAAGCUCACCCUCGAUGCGAAUGCAGGCGUCCGCCCUCGCCCGAACCGUCCGCCGCAGUACCGAUUCAAGGUGUAUGAUGCGAAUUGGAAUCUGCUCGACAAGCCGCGGUGGGCCUCGGUCGACUCGCUUGCCUCUGUCAUCGCCACCGCCAAGAACCGGCUCAAGCGGCUCCGCGCUGCCGCUGGCUCUCCGUCUCGUCCUGCCAAGCGCAUCAAGUCGUCGCGUCCUUGACAACGAGAGCAGGCAGUUGUUUCCUUUAAACGAAUUUCAUCGCGG